This is a messenger RNA of Laetiporus sulphureus 93-53, 1259 nucleotides long. RefSeq lists its product as uncharacterized. Lineage: Eukaryota; Fungi; Basidiomycota; Agaricomycetes; Polyporales; Laetiporaceae. The transcript is spliced from 2 exons. The record is from RefSeq and is a predicted model, not a curated record. Bases 211 to 981 code for a protein of 256 amino acids.
CAGUUCUGUCGUUCAAUGCAAUCUCUCACUGUAGCCUCUCCGACACAUACAUUCUCUUCAUCGGAAGGCUGCUGCAUUGAACAUAUUCAGCGUGAUUACAACAGUGGACGGAUGCGAGAUAGAAAAUAUCCGGAGUGAUCUCACAGGCGGCGCGGAUGGAAGGGCAGGAUUGACAGCGACGGCAACGGCAAGACGGAGUGUUCGAUAGUGAUGGAGUUGAAGGAGGACCUCGAGCUCUGCGAGGGCCGCCUCCGUCUCUGUCAAGUGGCCUUCGACUGGUGCUACAAGGACCGAUCCCGCUUCAAGCGCAACUUCGACGAUCUUUCGUUCUUGCACGAGGCGAUCAAAGAGACACUCAUCGCUGAGAUCCGGAAGUAUCAGGACAAUAUUGCGACUUGCAAGCGCUCGAACCUCGCAUCGGCUGAAGCACUGGAAGCCGCGGAGGAGACCAUCGACUUCCUGGAGGCUGAGAACUAUUUCGCCCAGGUUUCAUCAGAGGAGCAGGUUCGCAGGUUACAGGCCGACAAUGCGGCCCUCGUUGCGGAGCUUCGGGCGUACAAGCACAGAAUUGAGUUGCUCGAGAGCGAAUCGGACGGGACACAAGAUGACUGCGGUGAACUGGACUGCGACAAGGAGUAUCGUGCGGGAACGCUGGAGUAUUGUCAGGCUCGUCUCGCUCUCUGUCAAGCAGCCCUAUCCUGGCAAGAAGACAACCGGCGCCGCUACAAGGCAGAGAACGAUGGCCUCAAGCAUGAGAAGAAGCAGGACGAGCUCACCAAGCAGGCGUUCGCAGACGAGGUCCAAAAGCAGAUGGCAAAGAAUGUCUCGCUCGAGCGCGACAAGCGCGUAGCAGCCCAGUCCCUCGAGGCCGCAGAGGACAGCAUUGACUUCCUACAGGCGGAGAGCGUCUUCGAGGGGCAGGCGUUCCAUCAACGGACCCUCGAGCUAGAGACGGGUCUGGCGGGGAAGGACAAGGGAUGAAUCGACUGCGGGAGGACCUGGCUGCUUCCGAACGCCGGGGACACUCGCACGAGCCCAAUGCCACUGCACAUGUACAAUGGAAUGUGGUUCUCUUCAAGGGCAAGAUCGACGCGGAGAACGCGUCUCAGCAGGCUCUCGAAUCCGUGAACACGGACCUCCGCAAGCGAACGGCCGAGUUCGAGCAGAAGACCGAUACGCUAUACCAGCAGGUCGUGAGCCUCACGAAGGACAACGAGUCACUUGAGAAAGAGCUGAAGGACAUGACGGCCGACCUGGGC